Messenger RNA from Echinops telfairi (small Madagascar hedgehog), 2139 nucleotides. RefSeq names its product FGGY carbohydrate kinase domain containing (gene FGGY). Lineage: Eukaryota; Metazoa; Chordata; Mammalia; Afrosoricida; Tenrecidae. The transcript has 17 exons. Bases 331 to 1986 code for a protein of 551 amino acids. Gene Ontology annotation, biological process: carbohydrate metabolic process. Gene Ontology annotation, molecular function: phosphotransferase activity, alcohol group as acceptor; kinase activity. The record is from RefSeq and is a predicted model, not a curated record.
GCCCCUCUGCCCGCACUCACAGCCUCACACCAGCCAGGCCUUGGGCUUCCGGGCGCUGUGGAGUCCCCUCUGCCAGUUCCUUGACAGCCGGUGCUUAGAGGGCCCCAGGAAGGCAGUGGUGACCCUUCUGACGCCGGCAGGGUGCAGUGCAGCCACUCAGUCAACUGUAUUUUCCCACAUCCAGCAGAAGAGGAAGUCGGCUCUGGGACGAACUGGACGCCCCUCAGAACAGUGCCCAAUUGAACUCUUCUCAGGCCUCCGCUGCAUGAGGAUAACGGAAACCUCCGGAAGUGAAACCUUGGAUAAGGGAGUUAAGGUUGCGAGGCCACAAUGUCUGCUGGAGAACAGGAACCCAGGCACUUCUAUGUGGGCGUGGAUGUUGGCACAGGCAGCGUCCGAGCUGCUCUGGUAGACCAGAAGGGGAUCCUCAGAGCCUUCGCAGAGCAUCCAAUUAAAGAGUGGGAGCCUCAGUGUAACCACCAUGAGCAGUCCUCCGAGGAUAUCUGGGCUGCGUGCUGUGUCGUCACAAAGAAAGUUGUACAAGGAAUCGAAUUAAGCCUAAUCCGAGGCCUUGGGUUUGAUGCCACGUGUUCCCUGGUGGUUUUGGAUAAGCACUUUCAUCCUUUACCAGUAAACCGUGAAGGAGAUCCUCAUCGAAACAUCAUCAUGUGGUUGGACCACCGAGCUGUGAGUCAGGUCCACAGGAUCAAUGGAACCAAGCACAGUGUCCUCCAGUAUGUUGGGGGAGUGAUGUCCGUGGAAAUGCAGGCCCCGAAGCUACUGUGGCUGAAAGAGAACUUGCGAGAGACUUGCUGGGAUAAGGCGGGACAUUUCUUUGAUCUCCCAGACUUCUUAUCGUGGAAGGCAACAGGUGUCACAGCACGGUCCCUCUGCACCCUGGUAUGCAAAUGGACAUACUCAGCAGAGACAGGCUGGCAUGACAGCUUCUGGAAGACGAUUGGUCUGGAAGACUUCGUUGCAGACAAUUACAGCAAAAUAGGAAACCAAGUAUUGCCUCCUGGAGUUUCUCUUGGAAAUGGACUCUCACCAGAGGCAGCAAAAGACCUUGGACUUCCCCCUGGGAUCGCAGUGGCAUCCUCACUCAUUGAUGCUCAUGCAGGCGGACUAGGAGUGAUUGGAGCAGAUGUGAGGGGGCACGGCCUGGUCUGUGAGGGGCAGCCCAUGACAUCACGGCUGGCUGUCAUCUGUGGAACAUCUUCUUGUCACAUGGGGAUCAGCAAAGAUCCGAUUUUCGUACCUGGCAUCUGGGGCCCUUAUUUCUCAGCCAUGGUCCCUGGGCUGUGGCUGAAUGAAGGAGGCCAGAGCGUUACUGGAAAGUUGAUAGACCAUGUGGUGCAAGGCCAUGCUGCCUUCCCCGAACUACAAGCCAAGGCCACUGCCAGAUGUCAGAGUGUAUAUGCAUAUUUGAACAGUCACCUGGAUCUGAUUAAGAAGGCUCAGCCCAUGGGUUUCCUCACUGUUGAUUUACAUGUUUGGCCAGAUUUCCACGGCAACCGGUCUCCCUUAGCAGACCUGACAUUAAAGGGCAUGGUCACUGGAUUGAAACUAUCCCAGGACCUUGAUGAUCUUGCCAUUCUCUACCUGGCCACAAUUCAAGCCAUUGCUUUUGGAACCCGCCACAUCAUAGAGACCAUGGAGGCAGCCGGGCACUCUCUCAGCACUUUGUUCCUGUGUGGGGGCCUCAGCAAGAAUCCCCUUUUUGUGCAAAUGCACGCAGACAUCACCGGCAUGCCCGUGGUCCUGUCACAAGAGGUGGAGUCUGUUCUUGUGGGUGCUGCUAUUCUGGGUGCCUGUGCCUCCGGGGAUUUCGCUUCUGUACAGGAGGCGAUGGCAAGAAUGAGCAGAGCCGGGAACGUUGUGCUCCCCAGAGGUGAGGAUAAAAGAUAUUAUGACAAGAAGUAUCAAGUGUUCCUGAAGUUGGUUGAGCACCAGAAGGCAUAUGCAGCGAUCAUGCAGGGGAACUAAACGGGGCCUGCUGGUGCUGAUGCCAGGCGGUUGGUUCUGUGUCGUCGCAUUAGGGACCUGUGUCCAUUCCCUCUCUGUUCAAAGCUCGGUGGUACUAUUUCAUCACUUCUGUAUUGUCUUUCAAUAAAGAAAUGGAGACAUGUCCAACCAGAA